AUGUACGGAGAUCAGGCUAAUAAGCUUAUUUCAGAAGCGAAAAGAGCUCUCAAUCUUGAUAAGAUCCCCCUAUAUGAGCGGGAUCUUAUCAGAUCAAUAGUGCGAGAAACUAGAGACUUGCAAAGAGAAGCAGAUAUCUUAACACAGGAAGCCCAACAGAAUUCAGCGAGUCAAACAGGAGACAAUAUAAUACCGAGCAAUACAGAUAAAGUGAAGCAAUGUCAGCUGUUUGUCACACAUCUUUGCAUGAGACGUAAUAAGCGAUGUGUAUUGGCAUAUCAGCGUCAGAGAGCUAAGCAGAUUGACGGUCUAGUAUGGUCUAAUGUGGAAAUAGAUAAGGAUACUACUGAAAACUUCUCACAGCACGAGCAGGAUUACCUAGCGCGAUAUAAUGAGCUUGUGAGUGAGUUUAAGGGAGCCAUGACUGAUGUAAACCUCGGUGGAUCUUUGGAGCCUCCUAGUGAUGUAUUCAUUGAUGUCAGAGUACUCAAGGAUGCAGGAGAAAUCCAAACCGAAUACGGUGUAUUCAAUUUGACCAAGGACUCUCAGUUUUUUGUGAGGCAGGCUGAUGUGGAAAGGCUCAUUCAGCAGGGCUAUUUGAAGAAACUAUAG
Brettanomyces nanus is the source of this 612-nucleotide messenger RNA. RefSeq lists its product as uncharacterized. The record is from RefSeq and is a predicted model, not a curated record. Gene Ontology annotation, cellular component: GINS complex. Lineage: Eukaryota; Fungi; Ascomycota; Pichiomycetes; Pichiales; Pichiaceae. Bases 1 to 612 code for a protein of 203 amino acids. Gene Ontology annotation, biological process: DNA replication; DNA strand elongation involved in mitotic DNA replication. The transcript has a single exon.